Myiozetetes cayanensis is the source of this 7926-nucleotide messenger RNA. RefSeq names its product C3 and PZP like alpha-2-macroglobulin domain containing 8 (gene CPAMD8). Gene Ontology annotation, cellular component: extracellular region. NCBI's taxonomy places the organism in Eukaryota, Metazoa, Chordata, Aves, Passeriformes, Tyrannidae. The record is from RefSeq and is a predicted model, not a curated record. Gene Ontology annotation, molecular function: protein binding; endopeptidase inhibitor activity.
AUGUCCCGCUGCGGCCCCUGCGCGCUGCUCCUCGCCCUGGGCAGCCUGAGCGCUGCACAGCCCCGGGACCGGCAGGGUUAUUUGAUUGCAGCACCUUCUGUUUUCCGAGCUGGUGUGGAGGAAGCCAUCAGUGUGACCAUCUUCAACUCUGCCAAGGAGACAACAGUCCAGAUCCAGCUGGUGGUGAAAGGAGAAACUGUGUCCCAGAGCCAGGGAACAGUUCUGGAUAAAGGAACAAUUAAACUGAAGGUGCCCUCAGGGCUUCGUGGACAAGCCCACCUGAAAGUCUGGGGCAACAGGCACCUGGCAGGGGAAGGGUACAUCUUCCACAACUACACCACAGUCACCAUCGACAGCAAAGGGUCCUCAGUGUUCAUCCAGACUGACAAACCUGUCUAUAAACCCAAGCAGAAAGUGUUGAUAAACCUCUUUAUGGUGAAUUCUGACCUGAGACCGGUCAAUGACAAGAUUGAAGCUUAUGUGGUGGAUCCUCGGGGGUCCCGGAUGAUCGAGUGGAGCAAUCUGAAGCCGUUCUGUUGUGGUAUUGUCAACAUGACUUUCCCCCUGUCCGACCAGCCGGUGUUCGGGGACUGGCUCAUCUUCGCUGAGCUGCAGGGACACACCUACAACAAAUCCUUUGAAGUUCAGAAAUACGUGUUACCAAAGUUCGAGCUGCUCAUCGACCCCCCUCGCUACAUUCGGGACCUCUCACUGUGUGAGAAAGGAACUGUCCAUGCCAGAUACACAUUUGGGAAACCAGUGACAGGGAAGUUAAUUGUCAACAUGACUAUAAAUGGUGUGGGGUACUACAGGCAUGAAGUGGGACACCCUGUCCUCAAGACCACCCAGAUCGAUGGCUCGGCUGCUUUCGACGUGUGUGUCAAGGACAUGAUGCCAGCCGAUGUCCCAGAGCAUUUCCGAGGCACUGUCAACAUCUGGGCCACCCUGAUUAGCUCUGAUGGCAGCAAACAGGUCACAUUUGAUGACUCAACACCUGUCCAGAAGCAGCUGAUUGAUAUCAAGUACUCCAAGGACACCAGAAAGCAGUUCAAACCUGGGCUGCCCUACAAAGGGAAGGUGGAAGUCACUUACCCCGAUGGAAGCCCAGCUGACGGGGUCACCAUCCGAAUCAAAGCUGAGCUCACACCCAAGGACAACGUUUACACCAGUGAGCUGGUGUCAAGGAAUGGCCUGGUGGAGUUUGAAAUCCCCUCCAUCCCCACAGCUGCCCAAUAUGUCUGGCUGGAGACCAAAGUGACAGGAAUUGAUGGGAAACCCUCAGGGGAUCAAUAUCUGCCCAACUACUUGUCCAUCAGCAGCUGGUACUCGCCCAGCAAGUGCCACAUCCAGCUCCAGGCACCAGACAAACCUUUCCAGGUGGGAGAGGAGGCUUGGAUUGCAGUGAAGUCCACCUGUCCCUGCAACUUCACCCUGCAUUACGAGGUGGCAUCACGAGGCAACAUCGUCCUCUCGGGGCUCCAGCCCAGCAACGUCACCCAGCAGAGGAGCAAAAGAGCCACCUCCCCCUCUGGGAAGAACACUGGCAUCACACACUUCCCAGGAACAGCACCCACCAGCCCUCCUGCAGCAGAGGUUGAGGUGUGUGUGACGUUCCUGAGGUUCUCGGUCCUUCACUCCAUGGCUCCCUUGGGCCAUCUCCUGGUGUACUACGUGAGGGAGAACGGAGAGGGGGUCACAGACAGCCUGCAGUUCACGGUCAACUCCUCCUUUGAGAACCAGGUUGCUGUGGCGCUCUCGGCAAACGAGACCAGACGGGACGUCGUCAACAUCAAGGUCAGAGCUGCCAAAUCCAGCUGUGUCUGCAUUGCCACCGUGGACAAGAGCGUGUACCUGCUGAAGACGGGCUUCCAGCUGACAGCCAGCCAGGUCUUCCAGGAGCUGGCAGAGUACGACGUGUCCGAUGCUUUCGGGGCUCCGAAGGAGGACGGGCACUUCUGGUGGCCGGGCAUGUCCUCCCGGCGGCGCCGCCGCUCUUCGGUCUUCCCCUGGCACUGGGACAUCACCAAGGACGCUCGCUUCGCCUUCACAGAAACCGGUUUGGUGGUGAUGACUGACAUAGUCAGCCUGAACCACAGGCAGAACGGGGGAAUGUACACAGAUGAGGCUGUGCCAGCCUUCCAGCCACACACUGGGACCUUGGUGGCCACAAUGCACUCUAAAAUAACACCAAGCAGGGCAGAGAAGAGAAAGAGAACCUUCUUUCCUGAGACGUGGAUUUGGCAUUGCCUCAACGUCAGUGACACCUCGGGAGAAGCCCAGCUGAGCGUGGAAGUGCCCGACUCCAUCACCACCUGGAUCACCGAGGCCGUGGCUCUGUCUGAGGAGAAGGGGUUGGGCAUUGCCAGGCAGACAGAGCUGAAGACCUUCAAGCCUUUCUUCAUCGACUUCACCCUGCCCUACCACGUCAUCCGCGGGGAGCAGACCAAAAUCCCCCUCACCGUCUACAACUACCUGGCUGUGUGUGUGGAGGUCCACGUGAAGAUUUCUGUCCCAAAAGGUAUCAAGUUUGUUGGGCAUCCUGGGAAGCACCACCUGACCAGAAAGAAAUGCGUUGCCCCCGGGGAAGCCAAACCCACCUCUAUCGUUCUCUCCUUCAACGAGCUGGGACUGAGCAACAUCACGGCAAAAGCUUUUGCUUAUGGUGGGACUAAUUGCUGUCAGGAGGGGAUGCAGAGCUUAAAGAACGGCAAACACUCUGAGGAUGCUUUCCUGGACAAGAGAACCCCAGUGGGAGUGGAUUAUGUUCGUAGCAGUGUCAUUAUCGAGCCAGAGGGACUGUCCAGAGAAUACACCUACAGUGUGUUCUUCUGCCCAAAUGAGAAAAUCCACAUCUCCACCCCUAACAAAUAUGAGUACCAGUACAUGCAGAAACCUGCCCAGAUGAGCCACUUUGACAUUGCUGUGAAGGCCCACAACGAUGCUCACCUGGCCUUGUCCUCGGGGCCCCACGACAUGGCAGAGAUGACCGAGAUUGUUAUUGGGGGGCAUCAAAACAGCAAAACUUGGAUUUCCACCAGCAAAAUGGGCGAGCCCGUGGCCAGCAGGGACACACCUGGGAUCCUCUCCUGGGAUGAGUUCCGCAGCUUCUGGAUCAGCUGGAAAAACGGAGUCAUCCAGGUUGGCCACGGUACUCGGGUGCUAAAUGAGUCAAUUAUUGUGGAGUGGACAGUCCCCAGACGGCUCGAGGUGAAGUACAUUGGCUUUUCCACAGGCUGGGGGUCAAUGGGAGAGUUUAAAAUUUGGAGGAAAGAAGAGACUGAUGAGAAUCACAAUGAAGCAUUUACUCUUGGAGUUCCCCACAACAUAAUUCCAGGAUCAGAAAGAGCUACGGCUUCAAUCAUAGGAGACGUGAUGGGUCCUACUCUGAACAACCUGGACAGGCUCCUGCGCUUGCCCUUUGGCUGUGGGGAGCAGAACAUGAUCCACUUUGCUCCCAACGUCUUUGUCCUGAAGUACCUGCAGAAAACCAAACAGCUCAGUCAGGAGGUGGAGAUCGAAGCCACCGAUUACCUUGUGCAAGGCUACCAACGCCAGCUGACCUACAGGAGACAGGACGGCUCCUACAGCGCUUUUGGGGAGAGGGAUUCCUCAGGAAGCAUGUGGCUCACAGCUUUCGUCCUCAAGUCCUUUGCUCAGUCCCGUGGGUUUAUUUUCAUCGACCCCAAAGAACUGACAGCUGCCAAAGACUGGAUCAUCCAGCACCAGAAAGAAGAUGGUUCUUUUCCUGCUAUGGGCAGGAUACUAAAUAAAGACAUCCAGGGGGGAAUCCAUGGCAAGAUCUCCCUCACAGCUUAUGUGGUUGCAUCUCUUCUGGAAACAGGUGUCACCUCUGAGGAAGAAAGAACAGCAGUUGACAAAGCAAAGCACUUCUUGGAGUCCAACCUGUACUCAGCAGAAGACCCCUACACCACUGCCCUGACUGCCUACGCCCUGACCCUGCUGCACAGCCCGUCGGCGGCGGUGACGCUGCGCAGGAUGAACAGCAUGGCCAUCACCCAAGAUGGCUUUACACACUGGAGCCUCACAGGAACCCUGGUCACUGAUGAAGACACUUUCAUGGGAUUUAACGAUGGACUCUCUCAAUCAGUUGUCUCUGCAGAGGUAGAAAUGACAUCCUAUGCCCUCCUGACCUACACACUCCUGGGAGACGUGGCCUCUGCACUCCCUGUGGUAAAAUGGCUUUCACAGCAAAGGAAUGCCCUGGGAGGAUUCUCAUCUACUCAGGACACCUGUGUGGCCCUGCAGGCUCUGGCUGAAUAUGCCAUCCUUUCUUAUGUUGGAGGAGUCAACCUGACCAUUUCCUUGGCUUCUACUAACCUAGACUACCAGGAGACAUUUGAGCUCAACAAGAUGAAUAAAAAAGUCCUCCAGACUGCAGUGAUCCCCAGCAUUCCCACAGGGCUGUUCGUGAGUGCCAAAGGUGAAGGCUGCUGUCUGAUGCAGAUUGACGUCACUUACAACGUCCCCGACCCCAUCGCCAAGCCAGCUUUCCAGCUGCUGGUCAACCUCAAGGAGCCAAAGUCAGAGCAGCACCUGCAGGCCCCCAACCCCCUGAACUCGGGCUCUGCGGACGAGAAUCGCUCCGAGGCCUCGCACAGGGACAGGGCCCUGGGGGACGACGAUGACCCGGCGUCGGACCAGGACCACCGGGAGUACAAAGUCAUCCUGGAGACCUGCACCAGAUGGCUGCACUCUGGAUCCUCCAACAUGGCUGUUUUGGAAGUGCCCUUGUUCUCAGGUUUUCGGGCAGACAUCGAGAGCCUGGAGCAGUUAUUGAUGAACAAGCAAAUUGGAUUAAAAAGAUAUGAAGUGGAUGGAAGAAAAGUCCUGUUUUAUUUUGAUGAGAUCCCCAGCCAGUGCAUGACCUGUGUCAAGUUCCAGGCUUUCAGGGAGCACAUAGUCGGGAAAACAGCUCCCGUUCCCAUCAAAGUGUACGAUUACUACGAGCCAGCUUUUGAAGCCACUCGUUUCUACAACGUGAGUGAGAACAGUCCCUUGGCUCGGGAGCUCUGCGAUGGCCCGACCUGCAAUGAGGUGGAAAGCUCAGCCAGCCAGUGGGUUGGCUUUGCUCACUCUGGGCCUUGCCACAACGUUUUGGGCUGCUGGGAGGACGAGUACUUCGAGCAGUGCCUGUGCUCGCGCGACUGCGGCUACGACGGGGAGCCCGUGUGCGGAUCGGACGGACACAUCUACCCCAACCACUGCCAGAUGGAAGUGGCCUCCUGCAGGAACAACACCAGGAUAGAGCAGAUGCCCAUGUCUCAGUGUUCUGCCUCCAAGAAUUUGCCAGAAGAAAGGGAGACACAUUCCCACACAGCUGAGCAGCCCAGUGUUGCACAGACCCCAGCAGCUGAGGAGGGGCCCCCUCUCCACACAGACCUGUCCUACUACUCCUACGAGUACGACCCCGACCCCUUUGCUGCAGAACCCGACGGGUUUGAGGGGGUGGCAGAGCUGACAACAGGGAGCACCUUCAGAGGAGGGGACGGGAUCCAGGGAGAGGCGACCACGGCAGAAUGAAAUCCGCCAUUUACACCGAGAGAAGAGGCUCAGAAUCAACCCCUGGAUGAGCUGGUUCCUCCAGAAGACCUGCUGCAGAACACAAACUGAACGAUGAAACGAUGACUACUUGCUGACGCCCUCGGAACUGUCGGCUUCGCUGCCCCGCGGGGCGGAUCUGCAGCUCCGAGGGGGACGCUCAGCGUGAUUUUCCUGUCGGUUUUUCCUGCCUUUUGUGCAUUCUCCUUGGAGCCCUUCCAGUGAUGGGAGACCAGUGUGUUGUGCCCUCUAGGUGAGAAAAAUAGGGGCUGGAAUUCAAACCCAUAGAGCAUUGUCCAAGUGUUUUCUCUGCUGUCAGGAUAUACUGCAAGUGCCAUUUCCUAGAUACAUUUAGGAGCUAAGUCCAGGCCUUGUGCUUAGCUGAACUGCUGUUUUUGAGGAAAGAUGGCUGAGAAGUCUUUUUGCUCAAAUUAUAAUAAUAAAAAUCAGUGUGUUUUGCUAAUUAUGACAAUAGCAAGAGGCUAAUCGUCUCCCCCAGCCUGUAAGUCUGCUGCAUCCACAAAAGAGACACUUCCCUGUGGCUCCACCUUCAGAGAAGCUGUUGGGAAGUACAUUUUACCAGAGAAAACUGCAAUCCACUGCCAGGGCUGAAAGGCUUUGUGUCUGCAGGCCUCAGGUGGGAGUUUUCCAGUUCCAGCAGUGACAAGGAUUGGGUGGUGGAACCCUCUUUGUGUUGCACUAUGUGCUGUUAGAGGCUGCCUGCAGCCUUCUCAGCCCUUUCCUCCUCCAACCAGGGCAUGAAAAUGAAGCUGAGCAAGGCACAGUCCUUUUAAAAUGCUUGCCUGACUUCGCCAAUCCCUUUUAUUCUGCUCCCACUGGGAUCCAGCACGGUGGUUGUUCUGCUCAUGGUACUCCCUGCCCAGCCCAGGGUCUGCUGGCCAGGACCAAUCCCUGGGCUCCCAGGCUGGACUCCCUCGGUCUGACCUGCCCCAAGCAACGUGGAAAAAAAACCUCAAAACAAAAGCUUGGUGUUUUCCAAAAGUGGAGGAGGCCAAGAUUUUUUUCAUUCCCCUUCCUGCCUGGAGCAGCAUCGUUCUCUUUGGAGGAGUUACAUGCAAUUCAUUGCCUCUUGCAAAAUAGUGUUAAUAUUUUAUCUUCCCACUUCUAUUGUUACCAGGACCCGGAGCAGGGUGGAAACUCCUUUUGAGGGUUGUUUAUUGGUGAAUGGAAACAGAAAAAAAGCCCUGCUCCAUUCAUUUUUAGGGCUUGUUUACACAGGAGCCAAUGACAAGAAUAUUACCCCAGUAUAGACAUUCCUUUCCAGAAUAAAGGCAAGUUUAUCCCAGAAAAAUGUCCACAUGGGGACAAACCAGGAGGCAUCCCAGAGGUCGGGCAUGUGUAGUUGCCAGUCUUUUUUUUUUUCUGUCUGGGGCCAGACAUUUGCAGAAUGCAGCUGACAUGAGGAAGGUCUGGGUCUUGAAGUUCCCAGAAAUUCCAGAGCUGCUUUGUUGGCAAGUUUUCCAGCCUUCUCCUCGCAGGAUCUUGCCGUGGCUGCAGCUCUGAGUGCCCACUGCUGCCCUGCUGAUAGUUUGCCACGUGUCCUGGCUCUGCAGAGGGGGCAGAUCUGCCCUCCCCCGUGUCUGCACAGCACAGGGGAAGCACUGGCUGCAUUUCUGCCUGGCAGGUAAAUAAAUAAAUACCUUCAAACUCAAUUCCACCUCCUGUAAGCAGCUGGCCUGGUAGACACUGGCUAUUGUGUACACACACAGGGCUGAGUCAAUAUUUAUCCCCUGGGUAAAUAACAGAUCUACUGUGAGCUGCAACAUUUGGAUUUUUUUUAAAUUUUUUAAUUUUUUUUUCCUUUUCUAAAUCUCAAAGCUGCACAAUACAAACCCUGCUCUUUGCUGGUUCAGGCUUCAGCUGUUUGGUGCUGUGAGUGUGGGAGGAUGAGACAGUCACCCUGAUGCUGUCUGUGACUGGCUUCCCCUAAAAAUGAGAUCUCUCUUCUGGAUGCUUCAGUCUCCUGUCCUCAGUCCCUUUCUGGCUGCACUUUCCUGCUCUCACCCAUUGUGUAUCUUUGGAUAUCCACUGAGGGAGAUUUGAAAUCUUUUUCCACUGCUUGGUCCUCUCCCAGGUCCUUGGGCAGUCAGGCCUCCCCCUUGGGGACGAGGAGGUGAAGGUGGGGAGUCUCAGCCAAGCAUUAAACCUGACUUUCUCCCCUUUCCUCAGGCCCUGGCACAUGGAAUGUCCUAAUUCCAGAUUCAGACAUCUCCCUGUCGCUGCCAGGUAAAUAAUUCCAGCUGGUGGUGCCAGCCCAUCAAUCGUAGCCCUGUGUGAGGGAUCUGUGUGUACCUGAGGCACAGGAGUCCUGCUCCUGUUUUCCCAUUCCAAGCAAAGCCAUGGAGA